UAUCUGAAAAGUGUAAUAUUUUCACCUAUAUAAUGCAUGCAUAGCUGGCGUGCAUAUUCUGGUCAUGAAUUCUUGAGCUAAGUUAGCUCGGAAAUGUAACACAUGAAAAUGGUACAGCAGUGUACCUUACAUCUCCAAGUAUUACCAAAACACUCUGACAGACAUUUCUGGUGACAAUGAGUAAUGUAAUUGCCAGACCACAGCAAGGCUGGAUUAGCUGAAGUCUGUACCACCUAAAACUGCUUGGAAGUUGUUCAGCACCACAGGAAUCAUAAAUGAUCACUACAAGACAGUUUGUGCGGUGGGUGCCCUGCCAGACACCCAGAAAAUAAUGACACACUCCCACACUGGACUAGAUUAGCUGAAGUCCGUACCACAUAAACCGCUUUUGUGUUUUGUUCAGCACCCCAGAGAUUAUAAUGCCCAUUGAGUAAAUAAUUUAUGCACAAAUAUUUGUAAACUAAUUUUCCAGGUCCCAUAAUCAUAGACGAUACCAUUCAUCGGCAAUAAAAGUAGUGGUUCAACUCAGUGACCACUGACAUACCACUCAUGGGUGUUUAAAAUGUUAUACAAUCAACAUUGAUUAGGAAGAACCCAUAUGGGGUCUGGAAAAUUAGUUAACAAACAUUUGUACAUAAUUAUUUACUCAUACAAAAAUACACAAUGAUUUGUAAAUAUACGAAACCUGCACAGAGGAACCCAAGACAAUACCCCAAAUUCUCAAUAUGGCUGACCCCAGCUGAUAAAGCCUAAUAUUUUGGAGGUGGAGGAAAGGCCUGGCCGUCGAGUCUGGGAGAUUCCCACCACACACACUGCCUAACAAUGGGCAUUAUGAUCCCUAGGGUGCAGAACAAUUUCCAAGCAGUCUUGGGUGGUACGGACUUCAGAUAAUCUAGUCUAGUUGCGGGCCGUGACAUUUGAGCGUGUCUGUCAGAGGUACCCCAUCGCAGAAACUGUCUGGCAGUGGUCAUUCAUGAUUUCUGUGGUGGUGCUGAACAACUUCCAACCAGUUUUAGGUGGUACAGACUUCAGCUAAUCUAGCCUAGUUGUGGGGCGUGGCAUUUUGGUCGUGUCUGUCAGGGGUAAUUCAUGAUCCCUGUAGUGGUGCUGAACAACUUCAGAUGGUACGGUGCAAUUUUAGGUGGUACGGACUUAGGCUAAUCUAGUCUAGUUGCGGGGCGUGGCAAAUCUAGCCUAGUUGGGACUUGGUAUACUUGGCGUGUCUGCCAGGGGUAACCCACUACACAAACUGUCUUGCAUUGGUCAUUCUUGAUUCAUGUGGUGGUGCUGAACAACUUCCAAGCAUUUUCAUGUGGUACACUUUUGUGCUAAACUAGCUCAAGAAUUGAUGUUCAGAAUCACAGCCCUCACAGCCACACCCACCACCAGAUACCGGACAGACAUAUAUUCAGAUGAUACCAGUUUUGCAUGCAUUGAUACCAUAUUAGUUAAAAUUGGUACACGUUUCAGCUAGGUUGCUGCCCCCGCCCCCCAUCGCAAUGUAUGAAACUAAUUUGUGUCUUUAUUUCCAGCAAAUGUCAAGAGAAAGGAGCACACACAUUUUUGAAGGUUGCAUGGUUUAUGAAUGGCAAAGAUUAGCAACCUUUGCCAAUUGGUCCUUUUACAACCAUGGUAGACCUAUAACAUUAGCUGAGUUUGGCUUCUACUACACGGGAAAUCGGGAUAUAGUGAGAUGCUAUAGUUGUGGUGUUGAAAAGGGGCAGUGGUCAGUUAAAUCCAACCCAAUGCUAGAGCACAGGCAGCUGAAUCCUUGGUGCCUACAUCUUAAUGGUGAAGAUAUGAGAAAUGUGCCUGUGUAUAGUGCUACGCAGAACCAAAGUGCAUUUCCAAUAUACAGACAGCGAAAUCCAUCACCACUCCUUCAUGACCAAUGUACAUCAGACGUAUUUUAUCCAGGAGGGAUGCAGUUGCACCCCACAGCAGAAAACUUACACGUAACAGAAAACAGACAACCUACACCGGACAACCACGUCUUCCGCCCAGAAUUCAUGGAUGCAAGACAAUGUACCUCAUCAAUGUAUCCCAUAGCAGAAAACUUACACGUAACAGAAAACAGACAAGCUACACUGGACAGCCACGUCUUCCGCCCGGAAUUCAUGGAUGCAAGACAAUGUACCUUAUCAAUAUAUCCCACAGCAGAAAACUUACACGUAACAGAAAACAGACAACCUACACCGGCCAACCACGUCUACCACCCGGAAUUCAUGGAUGCAAGACAAUGUACCUCAUCAAGAAGAGUCUGGAAUUGCAGGGAUGAAUAUAAUAUACGUAGCGGAGAUGAUAGACGAAAUACACACCGUGAUCAGAAUUCAGUCGUUGAAGAAUAUGAUGAAGGCAGAGUUGUAUCAAACAGGAGGAAUUAUGUAAUGUGUUGUAUCUGCAAAGAUAGGCCACCAGAGGUUCAAUUUUUACCAUGUAGUCAUCUCAUAUGUUGUGGCGUAUGCGCGGAAACUGUACGAUUAUGUCCGAAUUGUAGAAGUGUUAUCCGAGAAACUAUCCCUGUUGUUGACGUCUAAAAAAGGUUCACUCCCAUUUCGACUACAAAUUUUAUUACCCUCAAAAUCCUGACCCCCAACUAAUCAGCAAUGAACUGCUCCGCCGAUUAAAAGAUGUAAUUAAGGUAAUGAUGAUUGCUAAAAAAAAGCUUAUUCAUGAUAUAUUAUAGCUUGUUUUCUUUAACAUCAAAGAAAAAAUAUCAACUUGGAGUACAUUUUUGUUUUGAAUAUUUGUAAUAUCUGGAGAUUACAUUGAGUUUAAUACUUGCUUAUCUAUAUAAGAUGAAUUGUUUCAAAUUUUGUACAUUUAUUCUUCAAGUUCACUAUCAUUCAGUGAUUUCAACUGGACAAAUUAUAUAAGUAAAUAUUGUUGAUAAUAAUAUAUAUGACCUUUAUGUAAAACAG
Molecule: messenger RNA, 2921 nt
Organism: Patella vulgata (common limpet)
Lineage: Eukaryota; Metazoa; Mollusca; Gastropoda; Patellidae
Product: baculoviral IAP repeat-containing protein 2
Exons: 3
Coding region: 1500-2537 (345 amino acids)
Biological process (GO): regulation of cell cycle
Cellular component (GO): nucleus; cytoplasm; spindle microtubule
Source: RefSeq, a predicted model, not a curated record